Messenger RNA from Enterobius vermicularis (human pinworm), 1230 nucleotides. Lineage: Eukaryota; Metazoa; Nematoda; Chromadorea; Rhabditida; Oxyuridae. The record is from the annotation of a GenBank genome assembly.
AUGAGGAGAAGGCAAAAAGACGGCUACGAAAACGGAAAUGAUGAAAAGCCAGUCAAGAGGAAGUGGACUUUGGAGCAGCUCCGGGGUGGACAUACUUUCCUCUCACUUCAGGCAGGCACCAACAAAUUUGACUCCCAAAAGGGGAUGACAGCACCUGGUAUGCCAAGAUGGAAUAUUACUAAAGAUAAGCAUCUUGGUUUCAUCGAACCAGACAGAAAAAGUGAAGAAGUUCUAAGGGCUCAGUGCGGUACAAACCAAUAUGCUUCUCAAAAAGGUUUGACGCCAAUUGGCGCAAGUCGAUAUCAGGUACCAAAGGUUGUUUAUAAAAAAGACUGGGAGACGAUUUUAGACAAGGAAGGAGAAAAAAUUAUGCCAAAGCAAGCUGGCGACUUUGGUUUAGCCACUCAAUCCGGUGAACGUUCUAUGGGUUCCCACAGAAAUCAAGUAGCAAAUAUAAGAGGCAGACUACCCCACGACCGUCGUACUCACGGAGUUCUCUGUUACCAAUACGGAACCAACUUAUUUGCUUCUCAGACAGGUAUGAGUAAUCCGCCUGGAGUUGGUGCUGUAAGGCAAGCAACUAUGGAAAUCGAAGGAUUAGGUUUUAGUGAGGAUGCAAUGAGGAAAGGUACAGCGAUAACUCCCUGGUAUUCCGGGCAGAAUAAGUUUGCCAAUCAAGCUGGAACUGGCGGUUUCUUAAAAGUUCGAGAUGUCUUGCCUCAUAGCAAGGGUGGAAAAGAAGUACCUGAGGAUCUGAAGAGGAAAUCAGAGGGAAUCGUGCCGCUUCAAUCAGGAACCAACAGACUUGCAUCUCAAAAGGGUAUGACCGGCUUCGGCACACCAAGAAACACGAUGAUGAAACAAGGAUGGAAGAAGGAAUGGAUUGAGGAAUACGAACAAGCUUUAAAAGAAUGGGAAGAAACAAGGCCACCAGGUUCUGCGUCGUCUGUCGAUCCAUUUGGUCACUACAAGCAAAAGUUUGAAGAAAGGCAACAAGCAAAUAUUUUGAGUAAAGAAAUUUCUUUACAGAAAUCUGAAGCUGGAGAUUCUAACAAAUCUGAGGGUAAAGGUGAUGACGAGGAAAAGGCUGAAGAUGAAGCGAAAGAAGGGGGAAAAGAAGAAGGUAAAGAAGAAGAGGAAGGAGACGAAGAAGCUGCAGAGGAAGAAGGUGAUGAGGAGGAGGAAGGUGAAGAAGAAGAGGAAGAAGAGGAGGAGGAAGAAGAGGAGUAA